This is a messenger RNA of Echinococcus granulosus, 1116 nucleotides long. RefSeq names its product Autophagy-related protein. Gene Ontology annotation, biological process: autophagosome assembly. The transcript is spliced from 7 exons. The record is from RefSeq and is a predicted model, not a curated record. Gene Ontology annotation, molecular function: protein binding. Lineage: Eukaryota; Metazoa; Platyhelminthes; Cestoda; Cyclophyllidea; Taeniidae. Gene Ontology annotation, cellular component: autophagosome membrane. The coding region runs from base 1 to 1116 and encodes 371 amino acids.
AUGGAAACUAUUGACCAACUUAAGUCUGCUAACAAUACCCUUUUGGACGAACAGACAGCCACCGCAUUAACGGUGGGACGUCUAGAAUAUGAUAAAAGAGAAUUGGUGGAGGAUAGGUUGCAAUGUUUGGCGCAAAUCACCUUUCUUCAAAAACAGAUUGAGGAUCUCAAAAACUCUGAAUCUGAUAUGAGGCUUCAACUUCAGCGUGAAUUAAUUCAUAGAGGGCUUCUUGACGCUGCCUGCAUGCCUCUUAGCGUAGAAGAGGGGCACUCUAGCCAAAGGGGUCGUGCUUUUUCUUCUUUACCCGACAUAAUGGCGUUCACUAUCACUACCGCCGAUGAUGUAAAUUGCGUUAGAAUCAGUCCUUCGGGAAAGCUGCUCUCCUAUGGCGGCCUGGACAGAAAAGUUUGGCUGUGCAGUAUAAGAGGUGAGAAAUACGAUUCGCAAACCUCCUUGGUUGGAUGCAACGCCGGAGUUACCGCAGUGGACUUUGACCAAGAGGAAACUAUGGUCUUAGGUGCUUCCAGUGAUUUCGCGUGUCGCGUUUGGACACUCGCAGAUCGACGUCUCAAGGUCAAUCUAACAGGUCACUCGGAUCGUGUGGUGGCAGCGCGUUUUGUCGAUGGUGGAGAUGCUGUCAGUGGAAUUGUCACGGCUUCCUAUGAUCGUACCAUCAAGCUGUGGAAUGUGGGACGACGUCAGUGCUCACGAACCAUUCUUGUCACUUCCCUAUGCUACGACAUCCUCGCUUGUCCAUCCACGCGUAGCCUCGUCAGUGGGCAUUCAGACAAGAAAAUUCGUAUCUGGGAUCAGGAAUCUGGCCAUCAGAUCAGAGAGACCCCUCUCUCCGGUCGAAUCACUGGCUUAGAUGUCUCAAAUGACGGUACCUAUGUCCUGGCUUGUACGCGAAACGACACUCUGCACAUCGUUGAUCUUCGUCAAAAUAGCAUCCUGAAAACCUUUCAAGCUGAGGACUUCCAUGUACAUGCAGACUGCGUUCGGCCUUGUUUUUCACCGGAUGGGACAUUCGUCGCAUGUGGAUCGCAGAAUGGCGACAUCUUUGUAUGGAAUACCAACACCGGGAUUGUGGAAAGCAUUCUGCACGGUCAUGAGUGA